This is a messenger RNA of Diutina rugosa, 333 nucleotides long. It is a transcript of the gene SEN15, whose product is annotated as Sen15p. The record is from RefSeq and is a predicted model, not a curated record. Gene Ontology annotation, cellular component: tRNA-intron endonuclease complex. Gene Ontology annotation, biological process: tRNA-type intron splice site recognition and cleavage; tRNA splicing, via endonucleolytic cleavage and ligation. Bases 1 to 333 code for a protein of 110 amino acids. The transcript has a single exon. Gene Ontology annotation, molecular function: nucleic acid binding. Lineage: Eukaryota; Fungi; Ascomycota; Pichiomycetes; Serinales; Debaryomycetaceae.
AUGGAAUUGGCUCAACGCGUCCACACCAAUCUCGUCCACUAUAACCAGUGGAACGACGUCGCCAUCGAACUGACACUGAUGGGGCCCGUGCUCCGGGGGACCCCCCCAGAUAAGCUCGAUGGCCGCGAUGACUUGAUAUUGCAAGAGUGGGUGGUACCGAAACAAGUGACGGAUCAAACGGUUUCGGUGACCCAGAUCAAUCAGUGGUUUGAGGCGAUUGCCACUGUGGCCAAGCUGCGUCCUGCUAGAGUGACCAUGGCCAUUGAAGGCGCCGACGGCACCAUCGUCUACUACUUUGUCCACGAUGGCGUCACCAAACCAAGACAAAACUGA